CCAGUCAAUUGAAAUAUCCUGAUAAUACCAUAAAGAAUAGAAGGAGUUAUGGAAGAAAAUGUAUAGUAUUUAGGAUUCCAAAAUAAGGCUUCUGCAGUUUUGUAUUGAGCCUCAUGGUGUCGCUGUUCACCAAUAAGGAAAAAAAGUAAAAGAUCUAGCCUCACAACCUUAGCUAUUACAGUGCAGCACACAAUAACUGAGGCAAGGCUGAACAUGACAGUACAGAAAGCAAAACUGAAGUAAGUUUUGCUUAGAAACAAUUUGGCUAUUUUGAACUGGAACUAGGAGCAGAACAAAGGGAACACCAGAAACCAAUCAUUAGAGCUUUUGAAGAGAACCAGCAUUUUUUAUCCUGGUACAAAAUCAUGGAAGAAACCCAGAGACUCGGGAGUUGCAGAAAAGGAAUCCUUCAAUGCUUUGCCAUGGUGACUAUCUGGAAGGCAGUUUCCGGGCAGAUCCGCUAUUCCAUUCCUGAGGAGAUGCAGAAAGGCUCUUUUGUGGGGAAUGUUGCAAAGGACCUGGGAAUGGAUGGGAAGCAGCUUUCAGACCAUGGACUCCGCAUUGUUUCCAGUGUAGGUAUGGUUCAGUAUUUUGCUUUGAAUGUCAACAAUGGCCAUUUACAGAUUUCUGAGAGAAUAGAUAGAGAGGAAAUCUGUGGAGAGACAGACAAAUGCAUAUUGAAGUUGCAGGUUUUUAUUGAAAGUAAAUUAAAACUUUAUGGUAUUGAAGUGGAAAUUACAGAUAUAAAUGACAAUGCACCCUGGUUUCUACCAAAGGAAUGGAAAAUGAAAAUCAGUGAGACAUCAACACUCAGAGACAGGUUUCUUCUACCCAAAGCUCAGGAUCCAGAUCUAGGGAUAAAUUCUAUACAAGAUUAUCAACUUGCAGGCAGUAGCCAUUUUUCUCUGCAUGUGCAGACAGGAGAAAAUGGGGCAAGACAUGCUGAGCUGGUGCUGGAGAAACUUCUGGACAGGGAAGAGCAACCAGUUUAUGAUCUCAUCUUCACAGCUACUGAUGGGGGUGAUCCAGUGAGAUCUGGUACUGCUCAAAUCCAUGUGAUUGUUCUAGAUGCAAAUGACAAUGCACCGAUUUUCACGCAACAGAUCUUUGAAGCAAGCAUGAAUGAAAAUAUUCCUAAAGGGUCGAUAGUGUGCACAGUGAGAGCCACCGAUAUAGAUGAAGGAACCAAUGGAGAGGUAAAAUACUCCUUUGAAAAAAACACAGAGAAAAAUUCUAAAAUGUUUCUACUGAAUUCAACAACAGGAGACAUUACCCUUGCAGGAAGCCUUGAUUUUGAAAUAUCAUCUUUAUAUGAAUUUGAGGUGCAAGCCAUUGAUGGUGGUGGUCUAAGUAACAGAUCAAAGGUUGUUAUCUUUGUAAAAGACUUAAAUGAUAAUGCACCCGAAAUAGCAAUAACUUUUGUUCUCAACUCUGUGUCUGAGAACACACCAACUGGAACUGUCAUUGCCAUUUUAAAUGUCCAAGACAAAGAUUCAGGAGUCAAUGGGGAGGUUAUAUGCUCAAUUCCCAAUAGCCUUCCUUUUCAACUUAAAAAAACAAUGGACAAUUUUUACACUUUAGUGACAGACAGAGCCCUUGACAGGGAACAAGUGGCGACCUAUGAUAUCCCUAUUACAGCAACUGAUAAUGGGACUCCGACAUUAUCAACCUCUGCAAUUAUUUCACUGCAGCUGUUAGACACAAAUGACAACCCCCCAUUCUUUUUGCAGUCAGCCUACACCUCUUAUCUUCUAGAAAAUAAUCCAAGAGGAGCCUCAGUCUUUUCCCUGAAAGCAAGUGAUCCAGACUGGGAAGAAAAUGCCAGACUAACAUAUUCCAUCACUGAUGACCAAGGAAGUGACUCCCGCCUCUCCUCCUACCUCUCCAUUAACUCUGAGACGGGGGUUAUAUAUGCUCUGACCUCCUUUGAUUAUGAAGAGUUUCGAGACAUUCAGUUCCAUGUAAAGGCCCAGGACGGAGGUUCUCCACCACUCAGCUCCAAUGUCUCAGUGACUCUCUUCAUCCUGGACCAGAAUGACAAUGCUCCCCAAAUCCUAUAUCCCUCCCCUCCCACUGACGGCUCCACGGGGAUAGAGCUGGCCCCUCGCUCCUCUGAGCCAGGCUACCUGGUCACUAAGGUGGUGGCCGUGGAUGCAGACUCUGGCCAGAAUGCCUGGCUCUCCUACCAGCUGAUCAAGGCCACUGAGCCAGGGCUCUUCACUCUGGGGCUCCACACGGGAGAGAUCAGGACAGCCCGCUUCUUUCUGGAGAAAGAUGCCCUCAAGCAAAGCCUGGUGGUUUUAGUGAAGGACAAUGGGCAGCCACCUCUCUCUGCUUCAGCCACUCUGACUGUGGUGCUGGCUGACGCCAUCCCUGCAGUCCUCUCAGAUUUGAGCAGCAUCUCAGUUCCUGUAGAGCCUCCGUCUGACCUCACCUUCUACCUGGUCCUUGCAGUGGCUUUUGUCUCCUGCUUGUUCUUCACUUUCCUCCUUGUAUUACUGGCCAUCAAGUUGCACAGGUGGAGAAAUUCUCAGCUGCUUGAGACGGGGAGUGUGAAUUUCAGUGGUGCUCCUAUCUCACAGUUUGUGGGGAUUGACGGAGUCCGAGCAUUUCUGCACUCCUACUGCCAGGAGGUUUCUCUCACUACAGACUCUAGAAAGGCAAAUUAUUCCAAUACUCUGAGCAAUAAAGAAGCUUGUGAGGCAAAGGAUCCAAUCCUACCUGGUGAAGAUUUAAACUUGAACAAUGAAGGCUUAAUCGUAGUCCAGGUGAGCAAACAAUUUUAUGAAAGAAGGAGGAAAUCAGAAACAACAAUGGAUGUUAUGGAAAUAAAGCAGGCAGAGAGAACAAGGAAGAUCAUCAGGAGGCAAGUACUGUUUCUGUUCAUAUUCUGGUCUGUGUUCUUCUGCCAGGUGGGGUCUGAGCAGGUUCAAUAUUCAGUUCCAGAGGAAGCAGAGCAGGGCUCCUUUGUGGGAAACCUUGCUAAAGAUCUGGGGUUGGAUGUCAGAGAGCUGUCAAAGCGCAAGCUUGGUAUUUCUUCAGAAAAGCAAUUCUUUGAUCUGAAUGAACAAAAUGGCAACCUGUAUGUGAAUGAGAGGAUAGACCGGGAAGAGAUUUGUGGGGAAUCAUCCACUUGUGUCCUCGAAUUAGAAGUUGUGGCACACAAUCCUUUGAAUAUUUUCCAUGUAAAUAUUUUAAUCCAGGACAUUAAUGACAAUGCGCCACAUUUCCAGAAUGAAAAUAUUGAGCUUAAAUUGAGUGAGUCUACUCUGCCAGGAACUCGAUUUGCUCUUGGAAAUGCUGAAGAUGAUGAUAUCGGAAUGAACUCCCUCCAGAAUUAUCAGUUGAGCUCAACUCCAUUUUUCAAACUAGAAAUUCAAAACAGCAAUGAUGGCGGAAAGUAUGCAGAAUUAGUAUUGCAGAAACAACUGGACAGGGAAAAGGAACAAAUGCAUAACAUGGUCCUUACAGCCAUGGAUGGUGGAGAACCUCCAAAAACUGGAACAGCCAAAAUAUUGGUUGCAGUUAUUGAUAAUAAUGACAAUGCCCCUGUUUUCACCCAGACAAUCUAUAAAGUGAGCCUGAAGGAGAGUGCACCCAAAGGAACCUCUGUGCUUCAAGUCAAAGCAUCUGACAGUGACGAAGGGUCAAAUGCUGAGAUCACUUACACUUUCAGUGACAUCCCAAAAACAGCCAAGCAGAAGUUUCAUCUAGAUCCCAGAGAUGGAACAAUCACACUCAUAGAAAGUGUUGAUUUUGAGGACAGGCAAAAAUAUGCGAUGAUAAUUCAGGCAAGUGAUGGAGGAGGCUUGGCGGCACAUUGCAAUGUGGAGAUUGAGGUUCUUGAUGAGAACGACAAUGCUCCAGAUAUGAUCCUUACAUCCGUGUCCAGCCCAGUUCCGGAAGAUGUCACAUCUGGAGCUGUAAUUGCUCUCAUUAAAGUUCAGGACAGGGAUUCUGGGGAUAAUGGAGAUGUCACCUGUCACCUGAAGGAACUUGUACCUUUCCUGAUAGUAUCAUCUUCAAGUAAUUACUUCAAGCUCCUCAUAGAUGGUGCCCUUGACAGAGAAAGGACUCCCGACUAUAAUAUUACAAUCACAGCAACAGACAAAGGCACCCCUCCACUCUCCACACACAAAUCCAUAUACAUACAGAUCUCAGAUAUCAAUGAUAACCCACCAGCCUUUGACAAAUCUUCCUACACUGCCUACGUUCCAGAGAACAACCCAUCUGGAGCCUCAAUUUUCCACGUCAAGGCCUCUGAUCCAGAUCUGGAUCGCAAUGCCAGAAUCACUUACUCCAUCCUUAACAGCAACAUCAAGGACCUGCCUCUUUCCUCCUAUGUCUCCAUUAACUCUGAGACCGGGAUCAUCUAUGCCCAACGCUCCUUUGACUAUGAGCAAUUCAGGGAGUUUCAGAUUCAAGUGAAGGCCCAAGAUGGAGGUUCUCCACCACUCAAUAGCAGUGCCACAGUGACAGUAUGUGUUUUGGAUCGAAAUGAUAACGCUCCGCAGAUCCUGUACCCCUCACAAUCAACAGAGGGCUCACCUUUCUUUGAGAUGGUGCCUCGGUCAGCUGAGUCAGGUUAUCUGGUGACGAAGGUGGUGGCCGUGGACUCUGAUUCGGGACACAAUGCCUGGCUCUCCUUCCAUCUCCUGCAGGCCACAGAGCCCUCACUCUUCAGCAUUGGCUCCCACACAGGAGAGGUGCAAACAGUCCGAGCAUUACUUGAGAGAGAUGCAGUGAAGCAGAGGCUGGUCAUCCUGGUGAAGGACAAUGGGCAUCCUCCUCUCUCAGCCACCACAACUUUGAGCCUGGUGUUUGCUGAGAACUUCCAGGAGGCUCUUCCAGAAAUGAACUCCCAACCAAAUGACUCAGAGUAUCAGUCUGAUCUACAGUUUUAUUUGGUAUUGGCCUUGACCUUGGUGUCCUUUCUGUUCUUGGUGACGGUGAUUCUGACCAUUCUGAUGAAGCUUCGAAGGUCAAGAAACCCCACUUUCCUUCAGUGCUUUAUUCCUGACCCUCACUCAAAGGCUGGUGCCAUAUUCCCACCUAAUUAUGAGGACGGAACUUUGCCUUAUUCCUACCAGGUCUGUCUGUCCUCUGAAUCCAGGAGGAAUGAGUUGACAUUCCUGCAGCCCACUGUCCAAAUAGCAGAGAACAUCCUUUGCAAUGGCAACUCUGACAUUUCUUUGAUGGUCAGUGGAGGCAAUUUAAUUUCUGAAAAGGAAAAUGACAGCACGGUGAGUCAUAUUUCAUGUUCUUUAUAGGGAAUUUGGUGUUAUCAAUUGUUUGAGAGUUUAUUUGUAAACAGUGGAUGUUAUCAAACUGGCACUCCAGACAAUUCAUGCCAUGUCACCAGGGAAGUUGGUAGGGGGUAGUACUGAGCUGCUACUGCUGCAGAUGAAGCUAAUGGAAUGGGCCUUCUAGCAGUUGUUGAAGGGCAAAAUUGCAGGUUGGGGGGAGCUUCAGUUAGAAUUAUGCAGAUGCAUAUUUGCAUGCUGACUUAGGGUGAGAAUCUCGGACCACAGGAUGGCAUAGCAUGUUUGAGUGGAGACAGUGCUUAUCCUUCCUUCCUUCCUUCCUUCCUUCCUUCCUUCCUUCCUUCCUUCGUAGUAUGACUAAAAUUGAAUAUGUAGCUAUUUUAAUGUUCUGUCUUAAAAACCCCCAGAAAAACAGACAUCAAAAAAUAUUGCGUUGUAUAUUCUUCAAGAAGUUUGAAAAUAUUCUAUUUAUAGGACAACUUCUCCUUAUUAUUAAACUAAAUAUUAGGAAGUUUGUGGGGAGUUUUUUAUGUGUUAUGGGGAAGGAAAUAGCAGAUUGAACAUCUUUUGUUGGCGGUCUGCCAGCAGGGAUAAUUACAUGGUGAUUGAUGAUAGCCAGACAUAAGUCUUGGUUCCCAUAUCAUUUUGGAAAAAAGAGUGAACAAGAGAUUAAUCUCUGGUGCUUUGAAAAAGCUGUUUUCUACUGUCAAGAGACCAAGAAGCAGUCAGCUCCUAGGAACUCAGAUGGGGGUUAAGCGACUUGAGAGCUGAGGAAUUUACAUCUUGCCCCAAAGCCAUGAAAGAGCCGUGAUGGGUAUGGGAUCUGCAAAAGCCUCCCUUUGUUAAUUAUUUUUGGGACAGUUAUAAUUUAUAACUGAGGGAGAUUUGUCCAUCAGCUGAUGAUAAUUCACAUUCAGUGUGUGAGCUGCUUUUUGGCUUCAAGAAGAAGGGAAGGGAAAUUGAACAUUAAAGGUUUGAAGGCAGAACAAAAUGCCUAUUUUGUGGUUUGAGACAAGAAAGUUUUAAACGAACAAUGGAGAUCUGUGUUUUUGUAUUUUUCAGAUUGAGAGUAUAUAAAUGUUCUACAUUGUUAAACUGUUAUAUUAUUAAAAAUGAAUGAAAACAA
Podarcis raffonei (Aeolian wall lizard) is the source of this 6390-nucleotide messenger RNA. RefSeq lists its product as uncharacterized. Lineage: Eukaryota; Metazoa; Chordata; Lepidosauria; Squamata; Lacertidae. Gene Ontology annotation, cellular component: plasma membrane. The record is from RefSeq and is a predicted model, not a curated record. Bases 366 to 5270 code for a protein of 1634 amino acids. Gene Ontology annotation, biological process: homophilic cell-cell adhesion. Gene Ontology annotation, molecular function: calcium ion binding. The transcript is spliced from 2 exons.